Penicillium brevicompactum is the source of this 825-nucleotide messenger RNA. RefSeq lists its product as uncharacterized. The record is from RefSeq and is a predicted model, not a curated record. The coding region runs from base 1 to 825 and encodes 274 amino acids. The transcript has 2 exons. Lineage: Eukaryota; Fungi; Ascomycota; Eurotiomycetes; Eurotiales; Aspergillaceae.
AUGACAACGACAAUUACUACAGGAACAACUCCUGCAUCCAACAUCCCGCUGACUACCUUGUUCAUACCACCCACCUCAUGCGACAAUCUUUCUUGGGUCUCAUCAGAUUGCGCGGGAACUACUUGCGAAGGCAUCUAUAACAUAGUGCGCGCGACCGAGACAGAAUGCUACCCGUCUGGCUGGGAAACCUCGGCUACGACAUUCUCACCAGGCGUACUAUGCCCAAGUGGAUAUUCUAUUGCCGCCACGACUUUGGCCUUAUUUGGUGCUGCUAGUAUAGAAACUCGGGCGACAUGCUGUCCCAGUGGAUACACUGUUGCGACUAGAAACGCACAAGAAUGGUACGAGCGUGAGCCCUGCAUCGCGACAAGCACAGGCGCUACAACAAUAACUUACACCGUUGUUGGAACUACACCAAUCACCACGACCGCUAUCACUUACUCCGACCCUCUGAUACACGCGAUGCCUGUUGGUAUUGCCUGGCAGUCAACGGAUAUCAAGUCUACAAUGACAGGGACUUCAACACCAACGACGACUCCUGACUCAGAAGACAACACAUCAGGCCUGUCCACCGGGGCGAAAGCGGGCAUCGGGGUAGGCGUCUCCGCUGGCGUGAUUGCUCUUAUUGUCGCCGUGAUUGCGUUGGUUUGGCUUCGACGGAGAAGGAACAAAGUAACCCAAGAUAGCGCACCGCCAACUCACACCGAUGAUUGCUCAACGCCACAGAAGACCACAACACAGGAUCAUGCUGAGCUGGAUGGGCAACUGAUGUCUGCAGCCGAAUUACCAGGGGAUCAACCGGGCUCGGUAAAACUCAACAAAUGA